This is a messenger RNA of Rubroshorea leprosula, 1338 nucleotides long. NCBI's taxonomy places the organism in Eukaryota, Viridiplantae, Streptophyta, Magnoliopsida, Malvales, Dipterocarpaceae. The record is from the annotation of a GenBank genome assembly.
GAGAGAGAGAGGAGCAAUAAAUGGAUAAUAUACCAAAAAAAGGAAGAUAGGGAGUCAGCACCCGGAAAAGUCAACAAAAAUAAGAGGAAAUGAGAGUAGAACUUAUGCAAAGUGGAUUUAAUGAUGAAAUAGAAUGAACUUCCAGGACCCACUAAUAUUUGUAACACCUUUAUUUUUCUCUGAGAAUUUAGAUAAGGUUCAAGUUGUAGACUUGCACUGAGGGCAACAAUGGUGAAGCUAAAAUUUAUGUUUAGCAUUAAAUAAGUUAUAUAGAAGCCAACUCUUUAAAGAAUUGUCCCAUGCGUUUGUUCGGUCAUCAAUGAUCACCAAACACUAGUCUGUUAUGCUUGCGUCUGUGAAGACUGACGACGCUGAAGGCUAUCAAUAUAUUUGUUACACAUCAAUGCUAAUAUCUACCAAUCCUAAGUGUAAAUUACGUAACUAAUUUCUGCAAUUUUCUUUUCUAUGAAAUUCCCGAUACAAUCAUGCCUCUAGGCGACAGGCCUCUGCCUAGAGCCUAGGCAGUGCCCAGACCGCCUGGGCAAGUUGUGUAUCACCUUUAAAAAAAAAUAAUCUUAAAAAUUCACAAAAAUUGAGGAGAAAAACAUAUAUUUAAAAGUCUAAAAUCAAUUAAUCAACAAAAGUCAAUAGAAAUCUAGAAUCAACAUAACUGAAAUCAAUUAACUAAAGUGAAGAAGUAGAACUGAAGUUGUAGAAAAUCCUAAAUGCUCGGCAUUAAGGUUUUUUGCCUUCUAUGGACCACUAAAACCAACCAACCAGUUUGUUCUUUAUUUGUUUAAAAAAAUUAAAAAACAAAACAAUGUGGUUAAAUUUUUUUUUUUUAAAGCCCCAAAAAAAGGGGUAGGACAGUAUUGCCCUGCUGCCCAGGUCAAGGCAGGCGGCAUGGGGCCUCCUAGUGCAUAAGCCCUGCCAAGCAAAGCCUAGGCGGCGCCUUUUGCAACACAUAUUCCAGCCUAUUAUGAAUGUGGUAGUUUUAAAAUAUGUUAUCAACAAUCAAAUUAUUGCUAGGUAUAAAGGUUUUAGGCAGAUGAAUAAUUUGGGAUGUUGCAUACAAACCUGCACGAUUUCGAAAGAGAGCAAGCUUUCAGCAUUCUGCCAUUCCUGUGUCUCAAAGCAGCUAAAGACUGUUCAUGAAUAAGAUGGAGACCAUCAUCAUGCUAUCCAAACCACUCAUCAUGUUGCAAGCUCAACAAAAGGUAUAAAGGAGAGAGCUUCCUUGCUUGACUUGUUUCUCUAGAAUGAGAAUUCACAAGAACAUUUCAAUUACUUCCACACUGCACAAAAAAGGAACCAAAACAAGAAACUAAUUUUCAGUUG